This is a messenger RNA of Castor canadensis (American beaver), 4717 nucleotides long. Lineage: Eukaryota; Metazoa; Chordata; Mammalia; Rodentia; Castoridae. The record is from RefSeq and is a predicted model, not a curated record.
CAGCGGAGUCGGGAGCUGGGGCCCACCCGGCCUCCGCCUCCCCUGCUGGGCCGGCUGCCGGGAGCCUGGUGGGGCUUCACGGGCUCGGGUUGGGGUCGGGGUCGCUCUAGCCGGCCGCCGCCUCUGGCGUCUUCGGCCGCCACCCGCGCUCGGCGGGGACAGCGUUACGCCCAUUGUGGGGGAUUAAAUCGGACCGCUGUCCCUCGGUCUCGGGUAUCCGGGGAGGAGGCUCCCGUGUUCCCGCGACACACUCCCUCGGCUACUGUCCCGGCAGAGCACUCCGGGACCUUGACAGGCCGGGGGAGGGACAGGUUUUUAAUUGGAUUUCUUCUGCUUCGCAACUCCACGGAAGCGCGGGCUGAACAGCGCUUGCUCGGAGGGUCAGGAUUAAUGCUUGACUCCUAUGGGGAAUGCAUUAUUCGCACCCAGAUUGUUGAGCUAUAUGCUCCGGUCAGGCCUGGCUUCGCCCUGCUGCGGAUGUCCAGCGGAAGCAGGAGGACCGAAGGAAGUCCAGAGAAAAAAGUUCAGGUAUGCGGGAAGAUAAAUGAAGGGUUUUAGAAGCAAACUAAAUGUCAGUGGAAAGGAGAACUACCAUCACUAAGGUCUGAACACAGAGUGAAGUUACUUUCAGAGUUAAAAGACUGUUAGCAACAAAGAUGGGGACUCCUGGUUCAGGAAGGAAAAGAACACCUGUGAAAGAUCGAUUUUCUGCAGAAGAUGAAGCUUUGAGUAACAUUGCCAGAGAGGCAGAGGCAAGGCUGGCAGCAAAACGGGCUGCCCGGGCAGAAGCAAGAGACAUACGCAUGAGAGAAUUGGAACGACAACAAAAGGAGCCCUCUCAUCAUUCCUUUGACCGGAAAUGGGGACAGAUUCAGAAGUGGCUGGAAGAUUCGGAAAGGGCCAGGUAUUCCCACCGGUCCAGUCAUCAUCGUCAUUACCUGAGAGAUCAGGAUACAUUGCCCCUUUGCAGUCUUGGCAGUCACGGGAGCCCAUCGAAGGAUAUUACUGGGACACAUUGGAGCAGAGCCAGUACAUCCAAAAGGAGAAACAUGAUGUAUGAUACUCUCAAGGAUAAAUCAUCAAGAGUUUCGUCACUAAAUCAUUCUUACAGUCACUCUUAUGGGAUGAAGAGAUCUUCUGGUUCUUACAAAGACCCACUGAGUGGCCUCUACUUUGACCCGAGGAAUUAUAGCAGUCUUAGACAUAGCAAAGCCACCUCUUCCUACUGCUCUCGGCAGUCUUCUUCCCUCUACAGUGACCCUUUGGCAACAUCUAAGAGUAAAAGGGCCUCCCUUACUGCAAAUUCUGGUCUGCUGAGAAGUACCAGUCUGGCAUCAUUGUAUGAUGGUGGACUAAAUAACCCUUAUGGUUCUCGAACACCAUCUGAAUACAGUUAUUACUCAUCAAGAAUAAGUUCUGCCCGAAGCAGUCCUGUGUUUAUCGAUGAUGAUACUGCAAGCAUUGUGUCUUCUGAUCGUGCCAAUCAUGGGCGAAGGGAGAGCGUGGUUUCUGCUGCUGAUUACUUUAGUCGCUCAAAUCGUAGGGGGAGUGUUGUCUCUGAGGUGGAUGAUGGCAGUGUCCCAGAUUUGAUCAGCUUGGAUGAAAAAUCUGAUAAACAGUAUGCUGAAAAUUACACAAGGCCUUCAUCACGAAAUUCUGCCUCAGCAACAACCCCUCUAAGUGGAAACUCAUCCAGACGAGGAAGUGGGGACACCAGCAGCUUAAUAGAUCCAGACACUUCAUUAAGUGAAUUGCGGGAUAUCUAUGACCUGAAGGACCAGAUACAGGAUGUAGAAGGGAGAUACAUGCAGGGGCUUAAAGAACUUAAGGAGUCUUUGUCUGAAGUGGAAGAGAAGUACAAGAAAGCCAUGGUUUCAAAUGCACAACUGGACAAUGAGAAGAACAAUCUGAUAUACCAGGUGGAUACCCUCAAGGAUGUUAUUGAAGAACAGGAGGAACAGAUGGCAGAAUUUUAUAGAGAAAAUGAAGAAAAAUCGAAGGAAUUAGAAAGGCAGAAACAUAUGUGUAGCGUGCUGCAGCAUAAAAUGGAUGAACUUAAAGAAGGCCUUCGGCAAAGAGAUGAACUUAUUGAGGAGAAUCAGCACAUGCAACAGAAAAUAGACACCAUGGCAAAAGAGGUGUUUGACCUCCAGGAGACACUUCUUUGGAAAGAUAAAAAAAUUGGGGCCCUAGAGAAACAGAAAGACUACAUUGCUUGCCUCAGGAAUGAGCGAGAUGCGCUCAGAGAGGAGCUGGCUGACCUGCAGGAGACAGUGAAGACAGCAGAGAAACAUGGCUUAGUUAUAAUCCCUGAUGGCACUCCCAAUGGUGAUGUCAAUCAUGAACCCAUGGUUGGAGCCAUUACUGUUGUGUCUCAAGAAGCUGCUCAGGUCUUGGAAUCAGCAGGAGAAGGGCCACUAGAUGUAAGGCUAAGAAAACUUGCUGGAGAGAAGGAAGAGCUACUAUCACAGAUUAGAAAACUAAAGCUUCAAUUAGAGGAAGAGCGACAGAAGUGCACCAGGAAUGAUGGCACAGCUGGUGACGUCGCGGGACUACAGAACGGCUCAGACUUGCAGUUCAUUGAGAUGCAGAGAGAUGCCAAUAGACAAAUUAGUGAAUACAAAUUUAAGCUUUCAAAAGCAGAACAGGAUAUAACCACCUUGGAGCAAAGUAUUAGCCGGCUUGAGGGACAGGUGCUGAGAUACAAAACUGCUGCUGAGAAUGCUGAGAAAGUUGAAGAUGAGCUCAAAGCAGAAAAGAGGAAGCUACAACGAGAGUUACGAACAGCACUGGACAAAAUUGAAGAGAUGGAGAUGACCAAUAGUCACCUGGCCAAGCGGCUGGAGAAGAUGAAGGCCAACAGGACAGCACUUCUGGCCCAGCAGUAGGGAAGCCACCCUUCUAAUUGGAUGUUGCUCUAAGAGCCCUGCCCAGAGGGACUGACUUUUUGUAUAUCAACACAAAUCCCUUUCAGUACUGUUUGAGUCUUGUCAUUAAAACAGUCACCUUUGUAUUUUAUAAUUUAUGAGAAUGAAGCAGGUUUGAAUCUUCAUGAAUGAUCACUUUGGAUUUUGUUUAGUUUUUAUUUUUUGUUUUAAUGAUUUUUAGAAUCAAGUUUAUUCAACAAUUUCCCCCCAGCUGCCUCAGUGACACUCAGAGGCCUUUGCUUGAGUUCUGGAGGACAGCGAUUCUGAGUACCCACUGACACUUGCUGGAGAUCUCGGAAUACACAAGUGCCUUCUCCACAGUGUGAUUCAGACUUCAGAGAUCUUGAAUUGUCAAAAGACAUUUACUCUUCCUAUCAGCAUUUACAUUUUAGUGAAAAAAUAAGUUCACAGGUAGGCAGUCUAUAUUUCAAAUUUGUAUGUUUGGAGGAAAAGGCCUUUUUUAUAAAAUAUUUAAGUUUAUAUAAGAAAAUGUUAGAAAAAGAUAUGGGGAUUAUAUAUAAAACUUGCAUUACUGCAUAGGGCAGGAGAAGUCCAAGGCCUAUAUUCUUAAAAUAAGAGUAGGGUCUUUAUUCUUCCAGAUCAACUGUGUCAUACCUUGUGAAGUAUUCUCAUCUGCUGCUUAUUUGUGAAAUGAAACUUCAGACAAGCCCAAAGGUGGAUAGAAGGUCAGGGUAGGAAGGCGGGGAAUCCUGCUGAAGAUCCUAUUAAACAUACCCUUUUGCCAACAACAAUUGGCUACUGACACGUUCAUUUUGUUACUGAACCUUUUAGAACUGGCAAGCACACCUAUUCUAUCUUGCUCGUCUUCUUUUCUCCUCCUCAAGGAAGAACUCUUAAGAGGUUAGAUUUUAUCUUUAAAAGUACCCAGUUUGAGUUUUUUUUUAAAACCUUUGCAGUGUUUUGUGAUUCUUUUGUCAGAAUCAGGGUGGUCUUGUGGAAAUGAUUACUGUAGCUUCAAAGUGUUUACAAAGAAAAUACAUUGGGGAAAAUCUAAUGAGUCAAGGCACUUAAUAAACUACACUGGAAACUAGAUAAUAAAAGUUAACUCAGAAGUGAAUAAAAUCUCUUUAAUAAUUGUUCCCUUGUUUAGAAUAUGGAAACCAAUCUGAACGGAGAAUUCCCCAUACAUUUUCUAAUAGUAACAACACUUCUGUGGUUGAGGGUGGGGGGAUGUUCUGAAAUGCAGAUUUAUCCCAUAACCCUCAGCCGGAACCAGCAAAUGGUGUGGUCCAGUUUGAGGCCUCGGUGUCUCCUCUUCUCCAUUCAUUCAAGGUCACUUGGCCUUUGCCUUAUGGGGAUCAUGGAAUCUCACUUCUGAGAUUUCCUGCUCUGCUCUGUCUGUUGCUUGGAGUUUAACUGGUGGCACUAGUGUUCAGGGCCUCGUGUUUGUUAGGCAGGCACUUUUACCACUUGAGCCAUUCUGCCAGCAAAUUUGAUUUUUUUAGUGGAUUUAGGACAUGAAAAGCUGAAGCUUUGGGCUAGUCUUGACCACCUGUCCCAGAAUGCCAAGAGAUGAGUCCCACAGGUGACAGUGACUCAAGCCUAUAAUCCUAGCUCCUUGGGUGGCAGAGAGUAGGAGGAUCGUGGUUCAAGGCCACCCAGCAGGGGAAGUUUGUAAGACCCCUGUCUUGACAGAAGAAUCUAGGUAUGGUGGAAUGUUCUUGUCAUCUAGUUACAGCAAGAAGCAUUAGAUGGGAGGAUUGUGGUCUAGGCUGGCCCUGGCAAAAUGAGACUGUAGCUCCAAAAUAAUCAGAGCAAAAAUGGUCAGA